UUUAAUGGAAGUUAUCCCUAGAGUUAAUGAAGCCAGAAGGACGAAGGUGAAGUACUUAUUAUAACAGUAAUGAUUAUUUACUAUUCAUUGAUUAAUUACUAAUAUUUGUUUAGAAAUGAGAUUGAGUGUUUAUAAGUACAAAAAUUCAAUGUGUUUAUGUAUAAAUCACCGAGUAGCAAUCGAUGUAAUGUUUUGUCUAGUCGUAAUUAUCAAUAUAAUCCUUUUAAUCAAAUUUAGGUGACUGAAUAUCGCACUAUCUGUUUGGAAGUAAAAUGAUUAGAGGCGAGUAACCAGGGCAUUGAUCUAAUUUUCUUACUGGUAGGUGCUCAUGAUUCACCUGUGCUUCAAGCCAAUAAUUCCUAACUCCGAGCUCGAUAGCAGUGGGUGGGACUGCUUUUCAUUGUCUUCUGUCGGCUAACUAGAGAUUGGAGUACAAGCCUUUCAAAACGAUUGGUAGAAAGAAACUGAAAACAUUAAAAAUUAUUCAAAUACGUUCAUUUAUACACAAGUUUAAUUGAAUUGAUUACUAGUUAAAGAAUUUGUCAAACUUAACAAAUAUCAGUUGGAUAUUAAACUGAGUAAAUGUCAACUUGACGAAAAAUAACACCAGGUCAAUUAACGCAAUAGAAGUGUUUUGAAAGUCAAUUGAACGAAAAUCACUUUUGCAUCAAUGACCCAUCAGAAAGGUGUACCUGGAAUCCUCAGUAACUGGUACUCCUUGUGCAAUAUGAACCAGCAUCAUUGUAUUUAUUUUUAUUUAUUUAGACACGAAAACAUUGGCACAAGGAGACAUCAAAUAUGUGUGCGUCACACUUCGCCAUUCAAUUUGUGUAAGGGCUGGAAUACCGCACGGAUACCCAGAUUAAAGUAGCUGGUUCUCUUAAUAGGCCACUCCCCGAACUUUUGACCUAGAAGUCUAAUCCACAAGGCAGUGGAGGAACGUAUGGAGACACAGUCCCAUGAUGACUGGUGACCAACGAUAGGUUCAUACCUACCAGCCCGGUUAAAGUGCCGGACAUUCGCUUUUUGUCCUAUCGAUUUAGUAAAAAAACACCCCACCACGAGAAGGCAGUGAGUAGGACUUCCCUGUUAGUGGCUGUAUGCGUAUGGUCAUGUGGGACGAUUUCGAGAGAGAAAGCGAGCUCUCCCCACCCUUUACCAUAUGAGGGCAUUUGGGGGCAUUUAUUACGUAUUACCACUAAGAUUAUUAAGCUACACCUGACCUCACCAUCUUGCACCAAAAUGUAUUGGCUGUGGUGCCGAGAUAGUUAUACUAAUGAUCAUAUUGCAUGUAAUUCUGUGUAUUAUUAGAUCAACACUAAGAACAUUCUACUAAUUACCAUUCGGUGUCCCAAUUUAGUCACUUGUUGCUAUUAAUCAAUCAUAGUUAACACUCAAGAAUUGAUGCGGUUUUCCUCUAAUAUUUAAUUUCACGUGAAUUUGGGCUUACUAUUAAUUUGGAUCUACUAUACAUUUCGUUAAAGUAAUUUAUUUUGGACUUCAAAAUGUUUAAUUGAGUGGUAAAGGUUUUAUCUUUCCAAUUAUUGUUUCCUUUAUUACCGUCACAAUUUGAGCUUUCUGAAAACCUAAGAUCGUGUAGACAAUCUUGUUCUCUACAUCACCGAGCGUAAACUCGUGUUUUAGAUGUCUGCAAAGUCAUAUCACAACAAUUUGUCGGGACUUAUUUUUUAGACUUCUGAUGUACUACCGUUAGUUCAGGAACGCGACGUUUUAUUGUUGGUUGAAUUAGUCACCUGAAAUCUAAAUGCUACAAUCUAUUUAGGAAACGUGUGGAAAACCGACUACAAAAGGACGAUGGAUGUGGCUUUACUAUCGAGACCUAAACCUUCAGAACAGGAGUUUAAACGUUUUGAACGACCUUUGCCAACUAGAGAUGAACACCUUAAACGAAUGGCAUCAGGUGAACUUUUCGAUGUCUUAGUAAUUGGUGGUGGGGCAACUGGUGCUGGUGUUGCGUUAGAUGCUGCAUCUAGAGGUUUAUCAACAUGCCUUAUUGAAAGAUUAGAUUUUGCUUCGGGUACCUCUUCUCGUUCAACCAAACUUAUUCAUGGUGGUGUUCGAUACCUACAAAAGGCUAUAUUUAAUUUAGACAUUGAACAGUUUCGUAUGGUUAAUGAGGCACUUAGUGAACGUUCUAAUCUAAUCGAUAUAGCUCCACAUUUAGCCUAUCCAUUACCAAUCAUGUUGCCCAUAUAUAAAUGGUGGCAAGUUCCGUAUUAUUGGGCUGGUAUUAAAAUGUAUGACUUAAUAUCUGGUGCUCAAAUAUUGAAAGCUAGUUAUUAUCUUAAUAAAUCACAGGCAUUAGAACGAUUUCCUUUAUUAAAACGUGAUAAACUAGUCGGUGGAUUAGUAUAUUAUGAUGGUCAACAAGAGGAUGCUCGUAUGUGCUUAAGUAUUGCAUUAACUGCGGCUCGUUAUGAUGCUGCGAUUGCUAAUUAUGUUGAAGCUGUUGAAAUAAUUAAACAACCAUCUCGAACUAAAUCAAUUUCUUUGAAAUCAACAUUGGAAACAACAUCUGAACCAGUACCUACAGUAUCCGGUGCACGUGUUCGAGAUAGAUUAACUGGUAAAGAAUUCACAAUCAAUGCUCGUUGUGUGAUUAAUGCAACUGGACCAUUUACAGAUAGUAUACGACAAAUGGAUAAUAAAGAACAACCUACUAUUUGUCAACCUAGCUUAGGUGUUCAUAUUAUUCUUCCUGGUUAUUAUAGCCCUACUAAGAUGGGUCUACUAGAUCCACACACGAGUGAUGGUCGUGUGAUCUUCUUUUUACCAUGGAUGAAUUAUUCAUUAGCUGGCACUACAGAUACUGAAUGCAGUCUUACUGAUCAACCUUCGCCUUCUGAAGCUGAAGUGAACUUUAUCUUGGAAGAAAUUAGUAAUUAUCUUUCUCCGGAAAUCCAAGUUCGUCGUGGUGAUGUACUGUCAUCUUGGGCAGGUAUUCGACCACUUGUUCGUGACCCAAAUUCUUCUGAUACACAAUCGAUUGCACGUAAUCAUAUUAUUGAUGUUUCGCCGUCUAAAUUAAUAACAAUUGCUGGUGGUAAAUGGACAACUUACAGAAGUAUGGCAGAAGAGACUGUAGAUAAAGCGAUAAAGGUAUGUGAUCUUAAACCAACUGGUCCAUGUCGUACCAAAGGUCUUCUUUUAGAGGGUGCUCAUGGUUGGUCACCAAAUCUAUUUAUACAAAUUGUUCAAGAAUAUGGUAUGGAUGUUGAUGUGGCACGUCAUUUAACUGGGAUUUAUGGUGAUAAAGCUAUCACUAUAGCUAAUAUGUCCCAACUAACUGGUUUAAGAUGGCCAAUAUUAGGUAAAAAAUUGCAUCCUGAAUUUCCUUUUAUUGAGGCUGAAGUGGAAUAUGCAUGCCGAGAAUAUGCUUGUCAUGUUGUUGAUUUUCUUGCUCGCCGUACUCGUUUAGCAUUUUUGAAUGUACGAGCGGCGGAGGAAGCUUUACCAAGAAUUGUUGAUUUAAUGGGUGAACAUUUAAAAUGGAGUAGUGAAAGAAAAAAGCAAGAAAUGAGAGAGGCAGAGAACUUCUUAAAAUCUGAAAUGGGUCUUGGUCUGCGUGUUAUGGAAGGUGUUCGUAUGGAUUUGACUAUUGAUGAAAUUAGUCAUCUUUUACAAAGUUUCCGUAAACUUGAUCAUGACACGAAAGGAUAUGUUUCAUUGGAUGAUUUACGCAAAUUUUGUACUGAAUCUGGUGAAUAUGUUAGUGAAGAAGUACUACAGUCUACUUUGAAUACAAUGGAUAUUAAUAAGAAUGGACAAGUCGACAUGUCAGAAUUUUUACAAUUUAUGAGUGCAAUAAAAUCUGGCGUUGUUGUCAACUCACCUUUAAAGAAAGUAUUAAGUCGUACUCGAAUUCCUGUUUAUAGAAGUGGUGGUGGUGUUUGAAAGAAAAACUAUUAUUCUAUUUAGAAACUUUCGCAAUGAUAAUAGCAUUAAUGAGGAUAAGUGUCCCUUAUCUCUACCUUUUUUAAAGUUAACUUAUUUCGUUCUGAGUUUUGUUCACUCUUAGUGUUAUGUGUCUACAUGUGGUUGCCGAUUGUGCUUCUUUGAAGAUGUUGAUGAAUCGACUACAAGAAUGGUGCUAUUAUCAUUAGUGUUAUUCACCAGUUUAAUAAUAUCACAGAUUUGUAGUUAGACUGUCUUUUUUUCAUUUUUUUAAAAUUACUCUUAUCUAGAUAAGUUGAAAUUGCUGUAAGAUGUGUGCAUGUAUGAUUGACUUACCAAUUUUAGUAAUUGUGCAUUUUUAAAGUUAUAGAUAAGAAAAACGUACUUGUUUUUUGGCUUUAUUUUAGUUAUCUUGUCAUUAUUCAAUAGAAUACAAAAGUAUUCUUCAUUCAACACUUGGAAAACUGUUUUCUAUCUCAUAAUUGUAUUUUUCAUGGUUAUUAUCAUUAACUUUAGCUAUAUAUCACUUCCAAAACAGAAUCAUUUGUCCAUCUACUACUGUCUAUCACAGCAACUAUUAGAAAUUUUCACUUUAAUAUUUUUCCUUGUUAAGAAGUAUGUUCAAUGUGUAUCGAUUUAGUUCACGAGUUUACUUUCUUCUGGUUAAUUUCUGAUUAUAUAUUGCAUUCUUUUUGUCAACCAUGUUCAGGAUUGUUUAAAAAUGUUUGCUUGGGUAUCCAUGCCUUGUGAUAAAGUCAAUACAUUUAUACAACUCUAG
Molecule: messenger RNA, 4693 nt
Organism: Schistosoma rodhaini
Lineage: Eukaryota; Metazoa; Platyhelminthes; Trematoda; Strigeidida; Schistosomatidae
Source: the annotation of a GenBank genome assembly